CCUGAACAGGAUCUUACCAGCGACUCCGCGAGUGACUGGGAAGGGCAGUUCUGGUUCCCCACGUCCUUGCAUUGGGGACAUCUGGGCGGGAGCUGAACGCGCGGAGGGCUUGCCCAGUGCGCCUUCCUCUUGACACGUGUCUCCCUCUCGUCCCGAGUUCGGGCUCAUUCAAAGUCCACGACGCCUUUGGCAGAGGCUGCCCUCCAAUCGGAGCGCCGGGCAGGCCAGCGAGGGCCGGAUUUGCCUUGACAGAGGCCGGCGGCGGCUGCACCCCGAGGCAGCUGUCCUCCGGGGCGCGGAAGGGACGUCUCCUUGCGGACUAGGGAAAGCGUCUCCGCCCCCCAGCAGCAUGGCGCUGCCCCCCCCCCGCCGCCGCCCCCGCCUCCUGCUGCUGCUCUGUGGGGCCUCGGCCCUUUCGCUGGGGGUCCUCUUCCUGGCCGGCGGGGCGCACGAGGCGCUGCUGUCGCGCUCGCUGCCCUACCUGCUCCCCUCCAGCGGGGGGCGCCCCUUCUCCUCCUCCAGCUGCGCCCCCCUCCUGCCCUCCGCCCAGGCCUUCCUGCUGGCGCCCGCGGGCGACCCCUGUGCCCUCCGCACGCCCUUCCUGCUGGUCCUGGUGGCCAGCGCGCCAGACCACGCCGCCCGGCGCCAGGCCGUGCGGGACACCUGGGGCGGGGCGCGGUGGGCCGGCGGGCGCCCCACCAGGACCCUCUUCGCCCUGGGGGUGCCCUCGGAGCCCUCCCAGCAGGCCGCCCUGGAGCGGGAGGCGGCGCAGCACGGAGACCUCCUCCAGGGGCGCUUCCUGGACACCUACGCCAACCUGACCCUCAAGACCCUGGCACUCCUCGGGUGGGCAGCCACGUGCUGCCCAGGCGCCUCCUUCGUGGUCAAGGCCGACGACGACGUCUUCCUCAACCUGCCCGCCCUGGCGCGCCACCUGGGCGCCCUGCCCAGCCCCCCGCCGCCCUACCUGGGCCGCAUCCACUGGUGGGUGCGCCCCAACCGCGACCCCCGGAGCCGGCACCACCUCCCGGCCCCGCUCUACCCGGGCGACACCUUCCCCCCCUACUGCAGCGGCACCGCCUACGUCCUCUCAGGGGAAGCCGUGCCAGCCCUGCUGGGGGCAGCACGCCAUGUCCCCCUGGUGCCCCUGGAGGACGUCUUUGUGGGGCUGUGCGCCCGCCAGGCCGGCCUGGCCCCCCUGCACCUGCCCCACAUGGCUGGCUCGGAGCACUUCCCGCCGGACGCCUGCUGCUACAGGGAGGUAUUGUUCAGCGUCCAUGGCGUGGCGCCGGCCGAGAUGGUGGCUGUUUGGGAGGAGGUGGGCACCCACGAGGGGGCGUGCAGCGCCUGGCAGAGGGCCCUGGGGCUCGUCCGCUGCAAGGCCCUGGCGUGGCUGGCGGCGUGAGGAAGACAAAGACUUCACCAGAGGAAAUCUGCACCCUUGGGGCUCCGCCAGAGAAACCUCAGCAACUUGGGGCACCGGGAGCGGCGCCAGCCAAGCUCAUAUUGCUGAAUUGGCAACUGGUUUUGCAGCGUCAGAGGUGGGAGCCCCCAGGGGUCAUCUAGUCCCACCCGCCGUGAUGCGGCAACUGGUUCAUUAAGCAACACACAAAGUCAGCAGCAUUUCUCCAAGGACACGCCCAGCCCUUCCUUCUGCCUGCAGGUGCCACAAGCAGACGACUUCGGUUGUGGGGCAGAGGUGUAAUGACAGAACUGGACAAUGGGGUGGGACCCCCAAGGGUCAUCCAGCCAAACCCCCUGCAGCGCAGGAAUCUUAGCCAAGGCUCUUUUUGCAGCAGGAUUUCUGCCACUGGAUUUUGGGACCUGGGACAUUCCCCCGCCUUCCCUGGACGCUUUUCGGUUUCAAAAACGGCCAUGUUACUAGUCGUCAUGGAUUUGGAUGUGAUAUCCGAAACGCAUGGGGUUGGGGGGGCAGCCUGGGCUGUGGGUGUCACCUUCAUGGUGGGGGUCAGGGUGGGGCUUGGAUGUGGGAAUGAAGGCACCUCUUGCACCGCCAGGUCACAAUUCUUGGCCCACCAGCCCCAGCCGUUCGUCUUCAGUGACCGGCAGCCGGUUUCUCCAGACUGCGUCAGAGGAGGGCCAUUCCUUCUCAGCAGAGACGGUGGAGCCUGAGCACAGCCACUGACAGACUGACUACUCACCCACUUGUCUUCGAAAGCCGGCCUUUGCUGCCUCUAGUGGGAGGGAGUUCCAUAGGGAAAGUGCCUGCAGGAUCAGGCCAAUGGGGACCCAUCCAGUCCAACAUCAGAGAGAGAUGCAUAUUAUGGGGAGCCCUAAUAAUAAUAAUAAUAAUAAUAAUAAUAAUAAUAAUAAUAAUAUGAGCGUCGUCUCGCCCAGCCCUCUGCCCCGAUGGGUGUGAAGUUGGGGUGAACAGCCCGCUGGCAGGGCCUGAGCCCCAACAUCCUUCCCAGCAAACUGGACUCAUCUGGUGGCAUUCACUGCCUCCAACCGCAGAGGCACAGCAUAGCCGUCACAGCCAGGAACAGUAAUAAUAAGAAAUAAUUUUAUUAUUUGUACCCCUGGGUUGCUCCUCUUCCACAAAUCGGGUUCCUUUCUGGGCUUUGAGGACGCUCUACUCGCAAGGAGACCCUUCCGCGCGCAGAACAAACUCUAGCCCAACGGUUGCCAUUAAUUUGAUCUGAACUGAUUUUAUAAGGAAUUGAUUUUAGAAUGCCGUAUUACUUUACUGUUGUUAGCCACUCUGAGCCCGGCUUUGGCUGGGGAGGGCGGGAUAUAAAUAAAAUGUUAUUAUUUAUUAUUAUUUAUUAAAGAGACUUUCCCAGGAA
Molecule: messenger RNA, 2807 nt
Organism: Podarcis raffonei (Aeolian wall lizard)
Lineage: Eukaryota; Metazoa; Chordata; Lepidosauria; Squamata; Lacertidae
Gene: B3GALT4
Product: beta-1,3-galactosyltransferase 4
Exons: 2
Coding region: 350-1405 (351 amino acids)
Cellular component (GO): membrane
Molecular function (GO): N-acetyl-beta-D-glucosaminide beta-(1,3)-galactosyltransferase activity
Source: RefSeq, a predicted model, not a curated record